AUCGGGAGCCGACGGGGGCGCCGGCGAGCGCGGCGCGUUUGAUCUCCCCACUUACUGCAGCGCAAGCGUACUGCAAGAUAACGUACGCACACAGGCUCAGAAACGUCCGCGCGCUCUCGCAAGCUGGUUGUCAGUUAACCGGUUUGUGUCGAGGUACAGUGACACCAGUGUUGUGUUGUGUUUGUGGAAAUGGAAGACAAGCCGUACAGUGUUGACAGUUCAGACGAUAUCAAUAUAGAGGAGGAGGACGAACACGUCGAACAGAAUCAUAGUUACCCACCAGACUUUCCCAUCGAGGCUCUGGUAAAACUAGAGCGUCCGUCGCCUCCGUUGCCGACGCCGCCGCACACGCCCACGGACGACACGCCCCCAGCCGUGGUCAUCUCGCGGCACCAGCCCGCGUGGGCACCCGCACCCCAGCACUACCCCGCGUACACUCGCCCCAUGCAGUCGCCAUACCCCUACGAGAAGCCCUACACACACCCGGCCAUGUCCGCGUAUGUGCAGGCACAAGUGGCAACCCUACCGCCUUCAGCGCCGUACCACGCGAUGAUCGUCAACCAGUGGAUCAGAAAUGCCGCGCUGUACCAUCAUUCGCUGCGUUAUCCUGGAGUUAUGGCCCAAAGAAUGCCAGGAAGGAACCCUCCGCCUAUGAGGGCGCCCGGCGUGCCAGGCGGCAGGCCGAAGAAACAGUUCAUUUGCAAAUACUGCAACCGCCAGUUCACCAAGUCGUACAAUCUUCUCAUUCACGAAAGGACUCACACCGAUGAGCGGCCUUACUCUUGCGACAUCUGCGGAAAGGCCUUUAGGAGACAAGACCACCUCAGAGAUCAUAGGUACAUCCAUUCUAAGGAGAAGCCGUUCAAGUGUACCGAAUGUGGGAAAGGCUUUUGUCAGUCCAGGACAUUGGCCGUGCAUAAGAUUUUGCACAUGGAAGAAUCUCCCCACAAAUGCCCGGUUUGCAACAAGAGUUUCAACCAAAGAUCGAACCUGAAGACGCACUUAUUGACGCAUAGUGAUGCGAAUAAGCAGCACUUAGAUCACCUGGAAGGUUGCCAGGAGGUGUCAUCGACGAGUCAGUCUGAAAGUUCGUUACUAGACCUUUCCCAGAAGCCGUCGCCUCCGCUGCCGCAGCAUCAACCUCUUGCCAGUCCGCACCAGUCACCCGUUGAGGCUCCAAAGAGAACAUUAGGCUUUUCGAUAGAGGAUAUUAUGAAACGAUAAUUUUAAUGUAGUUUUAAGCUUGUAAAUAUAACUUAUUUGCUCUCGUUGUUAAGGCCGAAUACUUUGGCCAUGAGAGUUUUUUUUAUUUGCCAAAGAAAUUUCUUGGACUGAUUAGUAAGUUUCUUUAUCUGUGUGCUUCUGUUUUUCCUUAAUUUAUUUCUUUUGUAAUGGAAUAGGCUGUCAUGUCAUUGAUAAAGCCCAGUCAUCAGUAGCACUAUGAUUCACUAUUGCAUCAUCAUCAAUUGUAUCUGGAAUCUUAACUAGGAAAGACUGAGAUUUGUUUUUAAUUAUUGUUAUGUUUGUUUAUAAGAGGUUUAUUUAUUGUGAUAGUCCGUAAUCCUAAGUUUGGUUUAACUAAAGUUACCGCGAAGUAUUAAUUAAUAUAAGAUCAGUUCCAAAUUGCAUGGCUAUGACUUCAUCCUGACCAUUUAUAAUUUAAGUUAAAUUAAUUGUAAUUAUGUAAAUUCUUGUAAAUAAACGUCACCAAAUAGUUGUUAAGCUGAAGAGGCUAGUUGUAAAAAAUAAAAACUAAUCAAUGAAAAAGAAAAUUGAAUUUAAA
This is a messenger RNA of Manduca sexta (tobacco hornworm), 1783 nucleotides long. It is a transcript of the gene odd, whose product is annotated as protein odd-skipped. The coding region runs from base 190 to 1224 and encodes 344 amino acids. The transcript is spliced from 3 exons. Lineage: Eukaryota; Metazoa; Arthropoda; Insecta; Lepidoptera; Sphingidae. Gene Ontology annotation, molecular function: DNA-binding transcription factor activity, RNA polymerase II-specific; RNA polymerase II transcription regulatory region sequence-specific DNA binding. Gene Ontology annotation, cellular component: nucleus. Gene Ontology annotation, biological process: embryonic pattern specification; regulation of transcription by RNA polymerase II; embryonic hindgut morphogenesis. The record is from RefSeq and is a predicted model, not a curated record.